Molecule: messenger RNA, 2060 nt
Organism: Pneumocystis carinii B80
Lineage: Eukaryota; Fungi; Ascomycota; Pneumocystomycetes; Pneumocystales; Pneumocystaceae
Product: chaperone DnaK
Exons: 4
Coding region: 46-2013 (655 amino acids)
Biological process (GO): cellular response to unfolded protein; protein refolding; endoplasmic reticulum unfolded protein response
Cellular component (GO): nucleus; endoplasmic reticulum lumen; endoplasmic reticulum chaperone complex
Molecular function (GO): ATP binding; heat shock protein binding; ATP-dependent protein folding chaperone
Source: RefSeq, a predicted model, not a curated record
AUUCUGAAAUUUUCAAGAGUUACAAAAAAUCAUUAAAAUUUAAAAAUGAAUAAAAUACAGAAAAAAGUAGUAAAACAUUAUUUUUGGAUUGUAUUAUUGUUAUUAUUUGCAUUACCAAGAAGUGGAAGGAGUCAAAAAGAAGAAUCAUAUGGAACGGUCAUUGGAAUUGAUUUAGGAACAACAUAUUCAUGUGUUGGAGUCAUGCAAUCAGGACGGGUAGAAAUUCUAGCAAAUGAUCAAGGAAAUAGGAUUACGCCGUCAUAUGUAGCGUUUACGAAUGAAGAAAGACUUGUAGGAGAUGCGGCGAAAAAUCAAGCACCAGCGAAUCCGUUAAAUACGAUAUUUGAUGUUAAACGAUUAAUUGGACGACGAUUUGAUGAAGCCGAUGUUCAAUCGGAUAUUAAGAAUUUUCCAUUUAAGGUGAAUCAUCAUGAGGGUAAACCUCAUGUAGAAGUGAAUAUUGCGGGGGAAAAGAAAACAUUUACGCCGGAAGAAAUAUCGGCUAUGGUACUUCGUAAAAUGAAAGAAAUAGCAGAAUCGUAUUUAGGACGAACAGUGACACACGCAGUGGUGACGGUUCCGGCAUAUUUUAAUGAUGCACAACGGCAAGCUACCAAAGAUGCAGGUACAAUUGCGGGACUUAAUGUGUUGCGUAUUGUUAAUGAGCCGACGGCGGCAGCAAUUGCAUAUGGAUUAGAUAAGAAAGAAGGAGAACGUCUUAUUAUUGUGUAUGAUUUAGGAGGAGGUACGUUUGAUGUAUCACUUUUAUCGAUUGAAGAUGGGGUAUUCGAGGUGAUUGCGACGGCAGGAGAUACACAUUUAGGAGGGGAAGAUUUUGAUCAUCAAGUGAUGGCACAUUUUAAAACGUUAUUUCAUCAAAAACAUGGAGUUAGACUUGAUAGUGAUCCAAAAGCCUUAGGAAAGCUUAAACGAGAAGUAGAAAAGGCUAAACGAACGUUAUCAUCACAAAUGUCAGCAAGAGUUGAGAUAGAAUCAUUAUAUCAGGGUAUUGAUUUUUCAGAAACAUUAACACGUGCAAAAUUUGAAGAAAUCAAUAUGCACUUGUUCAAAAAAACAAUGAAACCGGUUGAACAAGUUUUAAAAGAUGGGAAUGUAAAGAAAUCAGACAUUGAUGAUAUUGUUUUAGUCGGAGGAUCAACUCGUAUUCCCAAAGUGCAACAAUUAUUGGAGGAAUUUUUUGACGGAAAAAAAGUGUCAAAAAGUAUUAAUCCUGAUGAAGCAGUAGCCUAUGGAGCAACGGUACAAGGUGGAAUUUUAUCACAUGAAGAAGGAGUCGAAGAUAUUGUAUUAGUAGACGUAAAUCCGUUAACACUGGGAAUUGAAACAACGGGUGGAGUAAUGACGAAAUUGAUCGCACGUAAUACCGUCAUUCCCACACGUAAAUCUCAAAUCUUUUCUACGGCAACGGAUAACCAAGCAGUUGUAUUGAUUCAAGUGUUUGAAGGUGAACGUCCAUUAACAAAAGAUAACAAUAUGUUGGGUAAAUUUGAAUUAACCGGAAUCCCACCAGCACCUCGUGGAGUACCUCAAAUCGAAGUAACCUUUGAGAUUGAUGCCAAUGGAGUCUUAACGGUUUCAGCAAUGGAUAAAGGUGCAGGUAAAUCCGAGUCAAUUACCAUCAAGAAUGAUAAGGGCCGAUUAUCACAAGAGGAAAUUGAUCGUAUGAUUAAAGAAGCCGAACAAUUUGCAGAUGAAGAUCGUGCACAGAAAGAAAAGAUUGAAGCAAGAAAUUCCUUAGAAUCCUAUGUUCAUACGUUAAAGAAUCAAUUAAAGGAUACUGAAGGAAUGGGCGGAAAACUAAGUGAAGAAGACAAAAAGACGAUUUCAGAUGCCGUUGAAGAAACACUCAAGUGGUUGGAGCAAAAUUCUAUGACAGCAACAACUGUUGAUUUUGAAGAAAAAAGAAAUGCAUUGUCUGACAUAGUAAUGCCUAUUACAUCUAAAUUAUACGAAUCAGCUAAAGAUGAUACACCUCCUCAUGACGAACUUUAAAUGGUUUAAAAACAAAAAACAUUUUACAUAGUUUUUUUAUGGAUCAA